AUGCGGGCAGGGUGGCAUGAAUUCUAUCUUCUACCUAGGAGGAGCAGACGUAAUGGACCGCGCACAGCACAAGCCCGCCUCAUCUCGGAAACGGUCGAGCACCCCGGACAACAACGAACGGGCCCAGCCAUCAGGGGCCGCGCCCGUUUCCACAGCAUCUCAACAAUCCUCCGACGCUUCGUCGACCUCCAGCACUCUCUCCCAACCCUCGCCCACCCCGCCAUGCAUUCUCACGCUCGCUCCAUGUCGCAUGCCGACCUUGUUCGCCAGGGAAAGCGCCUCUCUCUACAAUUUCCUAUCCAGCCAGCUGCUGCCGGCAGCAGCUCCCCAGCCAUUCCCUCUCCGCGCUCGCGACCACAAUCCUGGAUCGCUGCCCCUUCCCCCGUUCCCUCACCUGACGCGACUUCCGCCGAAACGAACAUUCUCAACAUCAUCGCCGCCCAAGAGCGCUUUGUCCUCGAGCUCAAGGAAGAGCUUACCAAGGCCGAGCAGGAUCUCAAGACGCUUAAGAAGCAUUACGCAACACAAGAAGCUGUCAAGGUACGGAACGAUCUACGCAAGGUCACCAAGCUGCAGCCGCUCAAUACCACGCUCGCCAACCAUAACUUGAACCAAGACGACGAGGACGGCUCUUCGUCGUGGAUGCAGAAGGAGAUGGAACGUCGCAAAGCUCUCUUGAGUGCCAAAGCAACACAGCGUGGCGGCAAGGUCUUUAGCGGCUCAAGACACCUACGAACGCUGUCGUUGCUCUCGCCCGACAAGUCGUAUACGCCCUCGUUUCCCCAGCCACUCGACCUUCGGAACGAUGAACCACCACCUACUCCCGCAACAUCCAUCAGCAACACUAGUCAACAACGCCCACCCGUACUUUCUCGUCAAUCGACCUCUCCCGACAUCGCAAACCAAAUAGCCAACACUGUCAACGGCGAGCGCUACGAUAUCGGCGGUCUCUCCAACAUUCAACGCGAAGCUCUCCUACGCACAGGGAAGCAAAUGGCCAAUGACUUCCGAGACGGAUUCUUCACCUUUAUCGAAGAUAUUCGGCAAGCCACGGUCGGCGACGACGCCGUCAAUGCCGGCGACGGUUCAGGGUCCGGCCAGGCCAGGGAUGCCCCCACCAAGGGUACCCGUAAAGCAUCCGAGAACCGACCCACGCUAAAUCGAGCUGCCAGCUCAAAAAAGUCGGAUCCAUCCAAGGUGGAUAUCGGAGAUGAGUUCUGGAAAGAGCACGGUCUGUCUGAGCCCAAGGCCUCGCCGACGCACAAGAAAACUCACGCUCUCAAGCAAACUCGCACCCCCCAAAAGCAAACCGCAAGCCAGGCCGACGACUUCGAUAGCUGGGAUAGCUGGGAAACACCAAACGACCACCAACUUCACGCUGCCAAGGUAUCGGGCGACAACAACAGCUCUGAUGAUUCGGAGGGACCUUCAUCGCCUGUGUCUGGUCAGACUAGCUCGAGGACGAGCACCAGGUACCACUCGCAACGCCAUGACUCCAAAGCCUCCACUCACACAGCGUCCAGCUCUGCCGGCCUCGUAGACGAGUCAUCGCGCCGCGACUCCAAGCGCAACUCCAUUCCUUGGCCUGAACUCAGCAAGCUGUCACCUUCACAAUUGAAGCGGACUGCUUCGCACUUGAUGAAAGAGUGGGAAAAAAAUCUCACACCACCUCCGGAGGCGAGAGACUUCAAUCACGCCAGCGGUGAUUAUAUCGGCCGAUCAGUAUCUCCUUCAGAUUUUGCGUAA
Didymosphaeria variabile is the source of this 1746-nucleotide messenger RNA. RefSeq lists its product as uncharacterized. Bases 1 to 1746 code for a protein of 581 amino acids. The record is from RefSeq and is a predicted model, not a curated record. The transcript has 3 exons. NCBI's taxonomy places the organism in Eukaryota, Fungi, Ascomycota, Dothideomycetes, Pleosporales, Didymosphaeriaceae.